This is a messenger RNA of Erythranthe guttata (spotted monkey flower), 600 nucleotides long. The record is from RefSeq and is a predicted model, not a curated record. NCBI's taxonomy places the organism in Eukaryota, Viridiplantae, Streptophyta, Magnoliopsida, Lamiales, Phrymaceae.
AUGAAGAACGAAGAGGCGAUGAAAACGGAAGACUUGGUCAGCUGGUGCAAGAGCUAUUUGGCGAACUUUAGAAGCGCCCAACUCCGACCGAACCCCAACCUAGGCCAAACUCACCCAACGGAAUGGCAACCACCGGAAUUUGGAGGGAUUAAAAUUAAUUUUGAUGUUGCUGUUCGGCAGGGAACAUCUGCUUUCUCGGUAGCUUGUGUUGCAAGAAAUCAUGAAGGGAGAUGCCUCGCUUGGAAAGUGAAGAGGUGCAACGGCAAACUACAACCAGUUGAAGGCGAAGCUUUGGCGGCUCUCCAGGCUGUCUUGCUAGCCAAAGCAAACAGAUGGGCUGACAUUAGCUUGGAAGGAGAUUGCCUCCCUGUGAUCAAAGCUCUUUGUGCAGGAAGUGGAGAGACUCUCCAUUACGGAGCCAUUAUUGAAGAAUGCCUUUUUCUUUCUCAAAACUUUUCUAGUUGUAAGUUCUCUUUUGUUAAAUGGGAGGGCAAUCAUUUAGCCCAUAAGCUUGCUCAUUUACCUUGCUCUGAUACUUUGGAAGGUUUUGAGCUUCCUGUUAAUUUGGUGCGAAUAAUUACAUUAAAAUUGAAACUGUAG